This is a messenger RNA of Podarcis raffonei (Aeolian wall lizard), 3156 nucleotides long. RefSeq names its product zinc finger protein 91-like. NCBI's taxonomy places the organism in Eukaryota, Metazoa, Chordata, Lepidosauria, Squamata, Lacertidae. The record is from RefSeq and is a predicted model, not a curated record. The transcript is spliced from 5 exons. Bases 1 to 3156 code for a protein of 1051 amino acids.
AUGACGCAAAUUCCACCCACACCUUUUGCUGCCAUACAACCCCAGAUCAUCACGCUAUCUGGGUGUUUCACGGUCAGUGUAAGGGUGGAGGGUGGAGAAAGCUGCAGUCAGAGCUCCCAUUCCACUUCCCAUCAACAAAAUCUCAUUGGAAAGAAACUCUAUCAGUGCAUGGAAUUUGGAAAGAGCUUCAGUCAGAGCUCCUCUCUCACUUCCCAUCAAAGAAUUCAUACAGGGGAGAAACCCUAUCAGUGUGUGGAAUGUGGAAAGAGCUUCAGUCAGAGCUCCGAUCUCACUUCCCACAAGCGAAUUCAUACAGGGGAGAAACCCUAUCAGUGUGUGGAAUGUGGAAAGAGCUUCAGUCAGGGCUCCCAUCUCACUUCCCAUCAAAGCGUUCAUACAGGGGAGAAACCUUAUCAGUGUGUGGAAUGUGGAAAAUGGUUCAGUCAGAGCUCCCAUCUCACUUCCCAUCAAAGAAUUCAUACAGGGGAGAAACCCUAUCAGUGCGUGGAAUGUGGAAAGAGCUUCAGGAAGAGCUGCGAUCUCACUUGCCAUCAAAGAAUUCAUACAGGGGAGAAACCCUAUCAGUGUGUGGAAUGUGGAAAGAGCUUCAGGAAGAGCUCCGAUCUCACUUGCCAUCAAAGUAUUCAUACAGGCGAGAAACCCCAUGAGUGUGUGGAAUGUGGAAAGAGCUUCACUCAGAGCUCCAGUCUUGCUAAGCAUCAGAGAAUUCAUACAGGGGAGAAACGCUAUCAUUGUGUGGAAUGUGGAAAGAGCUUCACUCAUAGCUCCAAUCUCACUUGCCAUCAAAGAAUUCAUACAGGGGAGAAACCCUAUCAGUGUGUGGAAUGUGGAAAGAGCUUCAGGAAGAGCUCCUCUCUCACUUCCCAUCGAAGAAUUCAUAUAGGGGCGAAACCAUAUCAGUGUGUGGAAUGUGGAAAAAGCUUCAGUCACAGCCACAGUCUUACUUCACAUCAAAGAAUUCAUACAGGAGAGAAACCAUAUCAAUGUGUGGAAUGUGGAAAGAGCUUCAGUCACAGUCAGAAUCUCACUUCCCAUCAAAGAAUUCAUAUAGGGGAGAAACCCUAUCAGUGUGAGGAAUGUGGAAAGAGCUUCAGGAAGAGCUCCCAUCUCACUUCCCAUCAAAGCGUUCAUACAGGGGAGAAACCCUAUCAGUGUUGCAUGGAAUGUGGAAAGAGCUUCAGGAAGAGCUGCGAUCUCACUCGCCAUCAAAGAAUUCAUACAGGCGAGAAACCCCAUGAGUGUGUGGAAUGUGGAAAGAGCUUCACUCAGCGCUCCAGUCUCACUAAGCAUCAGAGAAUUCAUACAGGGGAGAAACCCUAUCAGUGUGUGAAAUGUGGAAAGAACUUCAGUCAGAGCUCCCAUCUCACUUCCCAUCAAAGAAUUCAUACAGGGGCAAAACCCUAUCAGUGUGUGGAAUGUGGAAAGAGCUUCAGUCAGAGCUCCGAUCUCACUUCCCAUCAAAGCGUUCAUACAGGGGAGAAACCCUAUCAGUGUGUGGAAUGUGGAAAAUGGUUCAGUCAGAGCUCCCAUCUCACUUCCCAUCAAAGAAUUCAUACAGGGGAGAAACCCUAUCAGUGCGUGGAAUGUGGAAAGAGCUUCACUGAGAGCUCCAAUCUCACUUGCCAUCAAAGAAUUCAUACAGGGGAGAAACCCUAUCAGUGUGUGGAAUGUGGAAAGAGCUUCAGGAAGAGCUCCUCUCUCACUUCCCAUCGAAGAAUUCAUACAGGGGCGAAACCAUAUCAAUGUGUGGAAUUUGGAAAGAGCUUCAGUCACAGUCAGAAUCUCACUUCCCAUCAAAGAAUUCAUACAGGGGAGAAACCCUAUCAGUGUGUGAAAUGUGGAAAGAACUUCAGUCAGAGCUCCCAUCUCACUUCCCAUCAAAGAAUUCAUACAGGGGAGGAACCAUAUCAGUGUGUGGAAUGUGGAAAGAGCUUCAGUCACAGCUCCUCUCUCACUUACCAUCAAAGAAUUCAUACAGGGGAGAAACCCUAUCAGUGUGUGGAAUGUGGAAAGAGCUUCAGGAAUAGCUCCGAUCUCACUUCCCAUCAGAGAACUCAUACAGGGGAGAAACCCUAUCAGUGCGUGGAAUGUGGAAAGAGCUUCACUGAUAGCUCCUCUCUCACUUCCCAUCGAAGAAUUCAUACAGGAGAGAAACCAUAUCAGUGCUUUGAAUGUGGAAAGCGCUUCAGGAAUAGCUCCUCUCUCACUUCCCAUCAUAGAAUUCAUACAGGGGAGAAACCAUAUCAGUGUGUGGAAUGUGGAAAGAGCUUCAGGAGGAGCUACAGUCUCACUUCACAUCAAAGAAUUCAUACAGGGGAGAAACCCUAUCAGUGUGUGGAAUGUGGAAAGAACUUCACUGAGAGCUCCAAUCUCACUUGCCAUCAAAGAAUUCAUACAGGGGAGAAACCCUAUCAGUGUGUGGAAUGUGGAAAGAGCUUCAGGAAGAGCUCCUCUCUCACUUCCCAUCGAAGAAUUCAUACAGGGGCGAAACCAUAUCAGUGUGUGGAAUGUGGAAAAAGCUUCAGUCACAGCCACAGUCUUACUUCACAUCAAAGAAUUCAUACAGGAGAGAAACCAUAUCAAUGUGUGGAAUGUGGAAAGAGCUUCAGUCAGAGCUCCGAUCUCACUUGCCAUCAAAGUAUUCAUACAGGCGAGAAACCCCAUGAGUGUGUGGAAUGUGGAAAGAGCUUCAGUCAGAGCUCCAGUCUCACUAAGCAUCAGAGAAUUCAUACAGGGGAGAAACCCUAUCAGUGUGUGGAAUGUGGAAAGAGCUUCACUCAUAGCUCCAAUCUCACUUGCCAUCAAAGAAUUCAUACAGGGGAGAAACCCUAUCAGUGUGUGGAAUGUGGAAAGAGCUUCAGGAAGAGCUCCUCUCUCACUUCCCAUCGAAGAAUUCAUACAGGGGCGAAACCAUAUCAAAGAAUUCAAAGCUGCAACAGGAUACCUGAACGUAAGCCAGUAGGGUCCUCCUCUCUGGCAGACGGACAACCCCUUCUCCAAAGCCCCUCCCACCCCCACCUCCGCAUGGUGGUCCCUCCUCAGAACAGCCUCUGCUGUCUGGUGCUUGGACACCUGAAGGGCGUGGAGGCUUCUCAGGGCAGCUGCCUGGCAGCUCUGCAUCACCUGGAGCAAUAG